Molecule: messenger RNA, 1522 nt
Organism: Bactrocera dorsalis (oriental fruit fly)
Lineage: Eukaryota; Metazoa; Arthropoda; Insecta; Diptera; Tephritidae
Product: glycerol-3-phosphate phosphatase
Exons: 4
Coding region: 546-1469 (307 amino acids)
Cellular component (GO): cytoplasm
Molecular function (GO): phosphatase activity
Source: RefSeq, a predicted model, not a curated record
GUAAAGUACAGCGGCAAAGAGCAAACGUAAUACACCAAAAAAGUUUAGUUCUUUGUUGUAGAGGCAAAAGUGGUGCAGACGGGGCCAUACAUAAUUGUAGAAAAUCGAUAAGUGGUUUUGUCACAGCAACGCACGUGUUGAGGAGCCAGACAUUGGACUGACAUUGUCACAUAUGUAUAGUACAUAAAUGGUUUAAGUGCAGCGCGUUAUGGAGCAGGCGUGAGAGAGCCAAUCACUUGUGAUUGUCUGACUCACCAAACAUUUGGAAACCGAAAUGCGCCACUUUUAUCGCUGUGUUCUCUGCCAAUUGCUAUUGAAACUGUUUGCGGCAGAUUUAGUGGUGGAAGCGAAAGUGGCGACAGUAGUAGCGGUAAUAUUGGCAGUCAAUAGAACAGUCAACGCAGUGUAUUCUACGCCUGUGGUUGUGUGCAUUUAGUACAGUGGACACGCAAAGGAUUAAUAAUUGUACGUCAGUUUAGCGACGCUUAUAUACUAGCAAUACGGGUAACAGAGGCUAUAGCGUACUUAGUAAACACUAUACAAAUAUGUACAAACAAACUUGUACGAAUCUGCUGGAGCAACCGCCGGAGAAGGUCAAGGAAUGGCUGAACGGUUUCGACGCUGUCAUCACCGAUUGCGAUGGUGUGCUAUGGGUUUACAGCAAUGUCAUCGAAGGUGCUGUGGAUACAAUGAAUCGUUUUAAAACGAUUGGUAAAAAGAUAUUCUUUUGUACCAAUAACUCCACCAAAACACGCCAACAGCUGCUUGAGAAAUCGCACAGCAUGGGCUUCGACAUCACAGCCGACGGCAUGAUCUCUUCAGCGCAUUCAACCGCUGCAUACCUGAAGGCGCGCAAUUUCCAGAAGAAAGUGUAUGUGAUAGGCGCCGGCGGUAUAACGGGCGAACUGGAUGCUGUGGGCAUUAAGCAUAGCGAUGUGGGUCCCGAUGUAAUGACCAGCACAUUGGCCGAUUAUCUGGCGACCAGCUUUAGUAAGGAUCCCGAAAUUGGCGCUGUGGUUGUGGGUUUCGAUGAACACUUUAGUUUUUGCAAAAUGAUCAAAGCCGCUUCGUAUUUGGACAAUCCGGAGUGUCUGUUCAUUGCAACAAACACCGAUGAACGCUUUCCGAUGCCCGGCAUGGUGAUACCCGGUUCAGGUAGUUUUGUGCGCGCAGUGCAGACAUGUGCCGAACGUGAACCCUUUGUAAUUGGCAAACCAAAUCCAAGCAUUUGUGAGUGGUUGAUAAAUGAGGGUACAAUUGAUCCGGCGCGUACACUAAUGAUUGGUGAUCGCUGCAACACCGAUAUACUGUUGGGCUAUAAUUGCGGUUUCCAAACGCUGCUUGUCGGCACCGGCAUACACAAGCUGAACGAUGUGGAGGCGUGGAAGCAAUCGGAUGAUCCCGAACAGAAGAAACUAAUACCCGAUGUCUUUUUGCCCAAAUUGGGCGAUUUGCUGCCAUUUAUGUAGUGUUAGUUUUAGACAAUAACAUAAAUAUGAAAUCAAUCCCCACAACUGCCGGU